Molecule: messenger RNA, 753 nt
Organism: Vicia faba (fava bean)
Lineage: Eukaryota; Viridiplantae; Streptophyta; Magnoliopsida; Fabales; Fabaceae
Source: the annotation of a GenBank genome assembly
AUGUGGCCAGAAUGGAUAAGUUCACGGCGUCACCGCCGCGAUUCGCCACCACUGUCACGUUCACAUUCUCUAUCUCGCGCCGUGGACUUCUCUUGUUCAUCUUUGAAAGACAUUCAUACCAUUCUCAAAGACAACCCUAGUCUAGAGCCAAACAGUCUAAAAUCUCCUUCGUUAUUCCGUCGAAUCCGCAUCUCCACCUCCGUCCUCCGCGCCUUAGCCGCUUCUCACACCGCUCCCACACCGUCUCCCAAACUCGAUCCAUCUCCAUCUCCAUGCCUGGACCAACCUAUAGUCGUCUACUACACAAGCCUCCGCAUCGUCCGCCGCACCUUCGACGACUGCCGCGCCGUCAGAUCGAUUCUCCGAUGCUUCCGCGCCGCCAUCGACGAGCGUGACGUCUCGAUCGACGAUCGGUUCCGCGAUGAGCUCCACGAGAUUCUAGGUCGGAAAAAUGUGACUCUCCCUAGGGUUUUCAUCGGUGGUGUUUACGUCGGCGGCGUUGAGGAGGUUAAGCUAAUGCUCGAAAACGGUAGACUAAGCCGUUUGAUCGAACGGUUACCGAAGAGUAAUCACAUAGGUUGUGAUUGUUGUGGAGGGUUCAGAUUCGUUAUGUGUGAUGAGUGUAACGGAAGUCAUAAAGUGUUUACGGAGAAAAGUGGUUUUAGAAGCUGUUCAUCUUGCAAUUCUAACGGAUUGAUUAGGUGCCCCGCAUGUUUCUUCGUGCUGCCGCGACACACCAAAUUGAUUGCUUAG